This is a messenger RNA of Lachancea sp. 'fantastica', 459 nucleotides long. Lineage: Eukaryota; Fungi; Ascomycota; Saccharomycetes; Saccharomycetales; Saccharomycetaceae. The record is from the annotation of a GenBank genome assembly.
AUGUCGAUCAAAUGCCAGAUCUGUAACGAACAAGACUCGAAAUACAAGUGUCCGAAAUGUGGGAUCCGCUACUGCUCUUUGAUAUGCUUCAAAGACGCUGAAAAGCAUGUUCACGAUGAGCAGACAGCCGAGCAAAAGGUGGAAAGCAAGCCAUCUAGCGAGAAAGUGGAACAGCCAAAGUUGAAGACUGCUGAAUUAGACGCGAUCCACCGGGAAACCCCGGAAAUUCAGGAGCUGCUCACUUACAACACUGUUAAAUUCCAUCUGGCAAAAGUAUACCGGAUCCUGGGAGCGAAAAAUGAGACGGCGGGAUCCACGGGCAUGGAUCUGUCGUCUGAGGCCAAACAGCAGCUUGCCGUUGACUAUUUGAAUGCCUUGAGAUAUGGAGGAGUGCAUUUCAACGAGGCAAUCGAGGAGUUUUGUCAAAUAAGUGCGAAAAAACUCGAUUCAGGAAGCUAG